UUGGAGGUUAUAGGGCGAGUUAGUCGAUAAUCAGAGGCACUACUACAAAUUAGAGUCCCUACAAAUUAUUACACAGUCGGGCAUCUAAACCUUUAUACUAACCCUUUAUACUCUCUGUAUUAUUUUUAUUUCAUUUUAUUUCAUUAAAUUACUUUUCCUGCUGAUGCUUCAAUUUUAUCAUGGUACUUAUCUUACUUUUUGUAGUCUGAACUGAACUUCUGCCUUCAUCUCUCAGCACCUUGACGAAAAUGCAGGCGGAAGAUGGUGACUUAUAUGCACUUCAGAGACUACUCAGUGUCAACCAAAUCAAAACAAGCGCUUAUUAUUUCAAUGCCAAACGACAUGUUCUAGCUCUCGUUUCAGGGACUGGAGGCAUAAUUAUCUAUGCUAAUUUAGAAGCUCACCCAAAACCACUCCUUCGCUGGAUACCAUGGUUUGAAGACAGAGAUAAAACAAUUCAAUCAAUCUGUUUUCAGCAAUCAUUUGGAGCAUGGAUGGCUGUUGUUUGUUAUGAUGGUUCCCUCUACAUCUUACCCAUUACAUGGUUGGUAGAUUUUGAAAUUAUUGGCUCAGUACCAACUAUCGAGUGGAUGGCAAAUGAUGUGACUUACUUUCCUUCACCAACUAAAGACUUCAUCCCCACAUCAAUCUCAUGGUGGGAGACAAAAAUUUCCGCUCCAGGAAAUUUUGCUGUAAUUGGUGGGAAAUCUGGCAAAAUUCAGCUUCGCGACCUUAGUAAUGGACAUCUCGUGGGUCAGACUUCUGUCUCAGGAGACAUCAGUUCUGUUGCCGUUUUUGCUGAAGACAUCAAUGUGAUCUCUGUUUUAGUAACAAAUGAGCAAAAUGAACAAUGGAAAUUGGUUUUGGAGAGUCAAGAUUAUGUGAACACCACUCAUUGGUGGAAUGGAGGCAUCUCUUCAAAGAAUCUGAUUGAAGACCAAUUUGCGCAAAGGCCUGUAUUUCCAUCAGCAAGAGUGCGAUUACAAGGACUCAAGCAGCUAUCUGUAGAAACAAUGGCUAGCAUCAGACAGAAAAUUUCAGAGAAUAAAAGUAGGAGUGUUGCCAAUAGCUUGCGGCGGAAAGAUAGCAGUAGUAGUAGUUCCAGUGAUGACUUUGCCGUGAAAUUCAGGUCAGUUCCAUCAAAAAUAGAAAAUGAAGUUUGGUAUGUGUCCCCGGGCUACAGUCGUAGUCAGCUCAUCAGUGAACCUGUCUACCAUAUCUACAACAUACCAGGAAAUUUUUUCAAGAUAAAAAAACCGAAGCACAGCUACAAAUUACCCCCUGAGGAUAUGACGUCUGUUGGACUGAGUAUUUAUACAGACUUUUUUCUAUUCAUCGCUAACACCUCAGCAACACAAAUAAAUAUUCUGUCCACCAAGCUUUUGGAAAGUGAUCGAUCUCAAGAGUACAACCUACAGAGUUUUGUCCAAAAAGUUCAACUAGAGGAUGACGAACGCAUCCAGGCAUUGUAUCGGAUGUCAUGUUUUAAUUGCGUAGAAAAGAAACGACCUUUCAGCCCUGUUAUUUUUACCAAAUCGUUGCCCAUCUCAACAAAAGACUUUUUACCAAGCAUUAAUCUUUCAUCAUCCAACCAAACCAGUGACACUACUAGCAAUCCUGUAAUCACCCCAGCUGCCUUUGAGACUUGCUUAAUAAUAUCAAAUAAAUCUGUCUACAUUUUAAAUCUCAAGAACCAUCCAUCAGAUAGUGCUUUAAAGCUUCUUGAUUCAGACGAGUCACUGGAAAAGGUGGAAUGGAUCACAAAAAUUUUUAGUCUUGACAGACCAAAUGUUCUACUCUCUGCUGCAAAUGUCCAACUUGCAGCUGGAAAUUGGGAUCGAGCCAUUAAUUUCUUAAAAUUGGCUAAGACAAGUCCAUUGGAAAUAGCUUUGCGCCUGGCAUCAGCAGGUCUGGUCAAAGAACUCAUCACAUUUGUAACAUCACUCACUCAUUUGGAGCUUAGCCCACCUGAAAGGCGUCGGCUGGCUGAGAUCUGUAUUCUUGCUUUUGUUGAACAAAUACUACGUGCUCACGACAAAUCAAAAUAUUUAAAAAAGUUCCUAAAACUAUUAAGUGAAGAUUUAUACUAUAGAGAAUGUCAUGCAGUACAAACAGUCGGCAAGUGCUUCCUAUUUCCAGUAUUGAAAUAUUUCCUGUGUGAACGAGGCCUGAUUGAAGAUGUUGCAGAUGUGAUAGAGAGUAUCAUCUCUGAAAAUUCUGUUAAAUUUCUGGAACUUCAUGAUGGAUUCUGGGAUGUUGUGACAGAUAGAUCACUGGCAGAUAUACUAAUCCACAAAAAGUCUUUUGCCCUUGAAUACAUGAAGCUCAUUCAGACAAAUCUACUUCAUUUGCCUGUCCCAACACUGCAGUCUAUAUAUGAAUUUUUCAAUCCAACGAGAAGUUGCAUCAGGCCAUUAGUGAAAACUAUGUUCAAUUUUGUAAAAUCUAAUCAGCAGCCACGAGAAAUCCUCAAUCAAUCAAAAUUUGUCUUCUCUACCGAUAUUGGAGUGGAAGUGAACUACCCCAUCGAGAAUUGGAUAACCAUAUUUCUACUCACAUUGCUUCAGUUACUGCACAAAACGCAAAGCACUUCAUAUAGUUUUGAUGCUCUCAACUUUGUUUGUCUAAAGCACAAUUCACCAUCAAAAGGAAUGUUAAUUAAACUAAGUAACAAGGUUGUUCUCAGUGCGGGGCUGGCACAUGGUGCAGCUAUUCUGAAGAAAACCGUUUUCACUUGGGGUCAGGAUCGACACAGCUGUCUCGGAAGGAGACCAGCCAUGAUUGUAGCACAAGCUGAUCCAAUUCCCUGGUUUGCGUUUCCUAAAAUAGAUGUACACAGCAUAGCUUGUGGACGAUAUCACACACUUGCUCUGACUAGCAAUGGUGUGUAUAGCUGGGGCCUGUCUAACUAUGGCCAGCUUGGAGUAGGAGGAUUGAAGAACUCUCCCAUACCCCGUAUCGUGGAAACUCUAAGUGAAGAAUCAAUCAUAUCAGUGGCAGCAGGGCAGUAUCACUCACUGGCAAUAUCAGCCAAUGGGCUCUUGUGGACAUGGGGUUGGGGUGUCCAUGGCCAGCUUGGUCAUGGUUCUAUUGAAGAUGUCCUUGUCCCAACGGUUGUCUCUUGCCUUAGCUGUGAAUUUAUUGUUCAAGCUGCUGGUGGUUAUGCACAUUCAAUAGCACUCUCUGCAAAAGGUUGUGUGAUUGUUUUUGGUUCUAGCUACUUUGGUCAACUUGGAAUUGGGUCUCCUGUUAAGCGAACUACUCCAAUUGAGGUUUAUGGUCUGUCUGAGCCAAUCACACAAAUUUCCUCUGGAUACUUCCACAAUCUUGCUUUAAGCAAGGCUGGGAGACUGUAUAUCUGGGGUUCAAGUCCGCAAGUACUUAGGUCACAAACGCAGGCACAAAAAAGGUCAAAAGCUUUCCAGUUAAAAAGUUCUUUUAAGCCAGAAGAUGAUGAGUUUGCAAGUAAAUUUACCUGUGACGACAGCAGCACUAAUAACACUGAAAGUUCAUGUAAAGGUGACUUCUUUAGUGAAACUUUUGGCAGUGUGCCUACUCCUGAGCCGAAAGCUCAACAAUUAGAUUUUCCAACCCUUGACUCCUCUGCAUCACCGGAUGAAAGUGCAAUCCAUCUUUCUCCAAUGUUGGUCGACACAUCCAAUGUUUUAGGAAAAAUCAUCGCCAUUAGUUGUGGUUGUCACCAUUCUGUAAUUCUUGAUGAGAAGGGAACAGUUUACACUUGGGGAAAAAAUUUUGAUGGUCAGCUGGGUGAUGGGACGCGGAAAGCGGUCCUUCUACCAAGCCCAAUCCAAAUUAAUAAUCAGUUGAAACUAUCCUCUGAUAACCUGAUACUCCAUGUCCCUUUGUCAACUGUUCCAAUUCAAUAUAUUUGUUGUGGGGCAGAUUUUACGCUGGCCAUGGAAUCAGGGGGACGAAUUUGGGGAUGGGGCUCUAAUCAAAGUGGACAACUCGGCACUCCACCUGUUCCAGAUGACUCGGAUAUCAGAAUUAAAAUCAAAGCAAGUAGCAAACGAGUUUUGAAAGUCCCUUAUGGUUCACAAAACAAUAUAAUAGAUUCUCCACAGCUAGUGCCAAUCGUAGCGUACCAGCACUUUCCAACGUUUCCUGAAAACAAGUUGAGCACGUCUGUGUAUUGUUCAAUUCAUUUACCUUCAGAGAUUAUUCAGCACAACCUUGUACCUCUCGCCAAAAUUGACCCAUCUCCGAGUGUUUUAAGUUUGCACUACAUUUUGGAGUGCUUUCACAACUGUUACAAUGUAGAUUUGGUAAAAAGUGUUUGUACGGAAUUAGAAAAUUUCCAAGCUCUUGCCAAAAUUCACCAUCUCAACAAAAAUUAUUGUCAAGCAUUUAUGAACCAUUUGAAGUCUUUGCUCUCGACAAAUCUAGACUUUUUUGUGUCCGUUGGUGUGAACUCUCGAAAUACUAUUAGGUCAGCAAGGAAAAAAGAAAAAUUGGUUAGUUUAGAAGUGAUAGCUCCAAACUUGACAACUGAUAUGAUCGUUAAAAGUAAGUCUGAGAACUUCAUUAACUCUCAGAGAAUGAUGUCGUCGGAGAAAAUGAAUGUGAGUGAAAUCAAGGAGACAAGUGUAGUGAAUGGAGGAAACAUGAAAAUGGAGACAUCAGAUAAUCGAACUUGGAUCCAAUCUGAUGACACACUUGAGGAGCAGUCAAGCAUCAUUACAAUGACAAAUUCUGACAUUUAUAGGUCCGAUAACAUGAGCUACAACCACAUAGAAGAGGUAAAAAAAAACCCACCCAAUACUUGUGACAAUGAAUGUUAUCAAGCUAGUUCACCUGACUCCUUGAGUUUUGAAAAUAAAGAGCGACUAAGCAUAUGCGAUGAAAUUGAAAUUCACACCAACAGCUAUUUUUUGAAGCCUUUGGACGCCGACAAACGCUCUCAGCUUGACAAAAGUGAGUCAUUUAGUGUGGAUAUUCUUGAUUGUGUGAGUAAUGAAGAUUACUGCGAGACAACCAACGCAAAGCUUGAAAGCGAUUGCAAUGACUGCAUCUACAAAGAAGAUUCAUUGAACCGUUUCAAUAUUCUAAAUAGUCUCAACUCUGAAAUUAAAGACAUCCUUCUUGGUGCCGCCAAAGAGAGCAAUACUGACAUUAGCCUAGAGCCUGUAAAUCAGAAUGGUUUGGAUACCACUUUUGAAACAGAGCCAGAGGAUGAGAAACUGGCAGUGAAAGCUCUUGAAAUUUUUCAGUUAUAUCUAGAUUUAAUGAAGAAAGCAUCCAAAACUGAUUGUUUAUACUUCUUACAUGAAAGCAUCUUAACCUGGAUUUCACAUCAGCUCCCAGUUCACUACUUGGAAAAUCUUUUUGAUUCACAGUGGGACGAUUAUGUUAAUUAUCUUGGUAUUAUUUUGAUUUGUGGCAUCAGACGGGACUCUGACCAUGGAUCAACGCAGCAAAUGCUCCACCAAUUCUCGCUCAAGUUCAAUUUGCGAGUAUGUGCUACUCUUAUUGAGUCUGCAUCCGACAAAGGUGAGUUGCACCCGGAACUAGUCAAACUUCUUGCGAAUACCUUAGCUGCUCCAAAUGUAGGAGGUACGCUUGGAGACCAUCGCAUGUAUGGAGACCUUCUUGCCGUCACUUUGAGCAAAUUACGGGGUGAUAUUCCAUUCCAGCCUUUUAUCAGCAUUGAUCCAUCCGUCCUUCACAAUGAAAUAAUUGCUUUCUCCUGUGGUCAUCGAUUUCCAAACUCAAAUGCCUUGCAAUUCGCAGUUGCAAAAGCAGCAGCUGAGCUGGAGGACCAAAGUUUACCACACAUCGCUAAUCAACUCAGAGAGCUGUUUGAUAAACAGCUUGUUAUUCGGAAGUUUGCAUGCCCAGAUUGUAUUGUUUCAUUUUUCUUCUCAAGAAAUAUCAACUCAUAAGUGUUAAAUCUAACAUCCCUUGUGAUGAAUACCAAAGCCUUCAUGGGAGAAUAUAUAUGUACACAGAACCAACACCUUUAAUACAGACCUGGCAGGGACAAAUAAUAUACUUUUCAAGUACAUCAAAGCAUGGCAACCAAGGAACACCAGGAAAAACGCACGGAUCGGAGACGCAAUUUUUAGUUUACAAACGACUGAGGAUGGAGAGGUAAAGGCUUUGAAAUGCAGCUCGUUACAAUAAAAGUUGAUACAAGUGAGUACGCUCCAAAUUUUUAAGGACCCCGCACACUUCUUAUGGGAAAGGACACCACGAUGGAUUUUUAAUUUUUUUAUUGCAUCCCAUUCUCCUCAAGAUGCUGAUAAAAAGUCAUCAUUGUGCCAACUUUCCUUGAUGCACAGAUUUUGCACUUCACGCCCAAAAAGUUUCAAUUAUUCGGCGAUAAAGAGUCAAAAAGAACAGGGUAUUGAAGAACAGACCUGAUGUAAAUAAGGGUAAACAUAGCGCGGGUCUGUCUUCUUAUCUGUUCCUGCUUACUCUGGCUGGGGCUAUCUCCCUCCCGCUCUCGUCCGUUUGACGUCCACUGCUUUUCUCCGAAUUUUCUGUUCUUAUGCUCCUCAUGAAACUGAUUUGGAUGGUGAAGCAAAAAGGCGAGCGGAAUCCGAGACAAGUCUGCCGCUCGGUGCUGGAGUUCCCCUAGUUUCCUUGUUGACACACUGCUGACUGUUCAUUCGAGUGCCAAAAUGAGGAAUCUUUCUGACUCUUUAUCGCCGAAUAAUUGAAUAAUGACGAGCGUGUUGUGCAAAAACGGUGCAUCGUAGAAAGUUGGCACAAUGAUAAAUUUUGAUCAGCAUCUUGAGAAGAAUUUGAUGCAAUAAAAAAAUGAAAAAUAGACUGUGGUGCAAUUUCCCACAAGGAGUGUGCGGGUUUCUUUUAUUGAGAUAUUGAUUGAAAGUUUACUAAGUUAAGUCACGUCAGGUUGAAACAGAGUAAAAGUUCCAGAGGAAAGAUACCUGCUGUAACAUUUCUAGUCCAAUUUUUUUUUUUUUUUUUUUUUCGUGAGUUUUGAAAAUUUUCAGUUACGAACCCGUGAACAUUGAAGAGCUGGAAGAUUUGCUCUUCUUCAAUCUCUGCAAAAUUUUCAAUUUUUUUUUUUCAAAGGAUUUUCCAUGUGCCUUAUGCAUCCCUUGAUAAGGUCAUGUCAUUUGAUCAGUGAUAGUCCUCUUCGAGUCUGUUAAAGACACUGGAAAAUAUCAGUAUCUACCUCCCCUCAAAUAUUUCCGUUUGAUUAAGAAGUGCUGCCAUUUGUACCAGAAGUGUUAAAAAUAACUGUAGGUCAUGAAGGACCAGAUCUGAUACAUCAUCCUUUGUGCAGCCUGUAGGUUUUGUCUUCUUGGUACGUUUUCCCAUAAUUUGUCAGAGGGGAAAGUUGCACUGAAGAAGUUGCAACAAAUACUGACGGAUCUAAUAUUGAUUGCAGUACUAAGUAGGGUCCUUUGGUCCUUGUAGAGCUUCAAGACCGAUUAUGAGAAGAAAAUUAAUCAGUGAAAGCAAAUUUUUUGUUAUUUUUUUGUUCACUCAAUUGUUAUGUUUGUUUAAUUCAAAUAAUUUUUCUCAUAGUCUAUUAUUCUCUUCAAUUAUUAAUUCUAUUUAAAUAAUUUAUCUUCCCUUGCAAACUUGUCUCAGAAACAUGAGAACCCUGCCCUGUGGAGCUGGUGACUGCGAAAAAUUGCCAAAGUUCGUUUUGUGCGUUUCGACGCUACAACAAAUCUGAUGAAAAUGUUCUGCGGGGACAAGGCCUAAUGGGUCCCUUCUUCUCCUUCGUCGUUUCAGGUAUUUUUUAAAACGAACACAUCCAAACUCAUAGUCUUAUUCAAAGGAAGAAAUCGAAUGGAGUAAUUAUUUUUUUGGAACCAUAUUUAUUGAAACAUUUUAGUAUAAAAUCAUUGGUAAAAUGGAAUGAAAAUAUGAAUAAGUGCACUCUAUUUUAUGGACAUUAUUUUGAGAAGGAUAGGAAUGUAUUUGUGAAAUAAAAAGAGAAGUAAAUAGGUAAAAAGUUUGAAUUCUAUGAAUUCUGAGAACAACUCUGAUUGAAAAUGGUCGAUUAGUCUUCUUUUAUAAUUUUAUUUUGAAGGAUGGAUAGGAAAUAAGUCGAUCCUUCAAAUACAACCAAGAUUAGAUGGUCAACUUUCUGAGUGAGGAAGCCAUACUAUUACCUAAUCCUAGAACUUUUUAUGACAGCCUAGUCAAGUAUAAACAUAAGCCACGAGUUCGACUUGUUAGAAAUAUUUUUUUGAUUACCAUAAGGAAUCUUGAUAAAAUUCCAUUCAAUCAAGAUUAUGUGGAUUUUGUUAUUUAAUAUUUUACCAAUGGGUCAGUUGUGCUGGUCAUAGAAUCGUGUUUUGGGGCUUGAUUCUUGUAGAUAAGCUAAAAGUAUUAAGAUCUGUCCAAACCGCAACUUUCUACGUUCAAUAUUAAGCAAGAUAUCGCCCAUUGAAAAGUCGGGUUUUUGACCACCGCAGUAGUAACACCCUUGAUUUCUUCCACCUUGUUUUCAUCAGUCGGUGUGAAGCACAUUUGCACUAGUUAUUUAACAUGAAACCCGGAUGAAAACUAAGUGAAAGAAAUGAAGGGUUUCACUACCGCGAUGGAUGACGUCAAAGACCUGACUUUUUAAAGGGUGAUAUCUCGGUUAAUACUGAACGUAGAAAGUUGCGAUUUGGAUCUUAUUAUAUUUAGCUUAUCUACAAGAAUCAAGUAUCAAAACACGAUUCUGUGACCAGCGCAACUGACCCAUUUUUUCUUCCAUCUUCUAAAUUUACAUAUGCUUGAAUCAUCAAUAAAAACUCAUUCAAAUUGGUUCAAAAAUCUGAAGAUCGCUGUCAAUAGUAAAUUGUCUUUCAAAAAAUGUUACAGAUUAUUUUGUGUUGUGAAGCUGAAAGCUCUUAAAUUUUAUCUCAUGCUUAAUAGAAUCAUUCAAUGUUCGGUAAUUUUGAAGCAAAAUGUCAAUUUUGCUCAGUGAGUGAUUUUUGUUUGUUUGUUUGUUUGUUUGUUUUUUUUUUUGGAAAAGAGGUCAAAAUACUUAAGCCCUCAUGAAACUCCAAUAUUGUCACAGCAGUUUCAAGUGUUGCAACAGAAGCUCUUUCAGUAAUCAUCAAAGACACAUGUAAAGCAAUAAAUUUCACUCUUUCAUUUUUUAAAAUAACAGAUGAAUGAAUGUUACGAUGUAUCAAUAUCAGUCGCAAUCUUAACACUCAUUUUCUCUCAGAUGUCUUGGCAAAACGUGUAUCUGACGUAUCUUCUUAAAUUUCUUUUACUUCAGAUUUUAAGUCUGAAAACUAUUCUUAAAAAUCAUCGCAGAGGCAGUUCUGCUUUCAAGAAGGACAGGAAAUUUGUAAGAUACCCCUUGUAAUAUUAUAUUUUGUUACUUUCAUCAUCAGAUAAGAGCAACCACUGUCGUUCGACAUGAUUAUCAUGAUAUCAGUGCAGUAUGUUUAGCAGACUACUCUUCACUGUGAAUUUCUCUCUUAAAUGUUUAAAAUGUAUCUCCUAUUUUAUCGUAAGCAUUCAGUAUAAACUGAGAAAAUUGCCGCUUGUUCACAAUUAAAAGCCUUCUCACCCAGCAACGGCCAGAAGUAAAAAUAUGGAAACGUUGCAAAAAUGUUGCGACAUUAUUACUCGUAGAUAUGACAGUGAGACAACGUUCUCGCAAUUACCUCUAGCCACCAUGUGUCGGAUCGGUUAACUUUUAAGGAAUAUGGCGCAUUAUCAGUGUUCUCGGGUGCUCCGUGUGCAAGAUCCGCACGCUCUGCCUUUCUCUGUGCUGCUAUUGGCUACUUCGUCAUUCUGUGAUGUCAGGCGUACGGAUAUUUUAAGUUAGAGAAGCGUUUUCCCGUGAGGUUUUUGUGCGUACGCAGUACGCGCCAGGAUAGGGAAGAUCCGCACGGCACAGAUAUAUCCUAACGCUUGGGAUCACUGCCUAUUGUUUAGUUCGUCAAGGGAACAAAACUUCUCACUUCUUCAAUGUUUCUGAAAACCGAUUAUCAUCGACAUUAAUAUAUUCCAAAUGUGUCUUGUUCAACAUCAUUUGGUAACAAAUCUUGCUUUCUUAGGAACUGUUUUUUUUUUUUCAUUUCAGAGUUACCUUUGUCAAGUUAAUGGUGUUUAGCUUAUGCUAACUCGUUUUCUUAGCUGAAUUUUUUGUUACUUGUUUUCAAUCUGUGUACUGUUACAGCCUGUUAUCUGUUUAAGUAUUGCAGUUGAACUUCUCCUGAAAGAAUCUUUUUAUUUUUAGUUAUUCUUAUUUGUACAGACUUUCAUUACUGAGUGUUUAUAUUCUUGUAAAUUUUAUUAUUGCUAUCAAACUUUUAUAUUAAAAUCAAUUCCAGACAAAAACGCGCAA
Messenger RNA from Bemisia tabaci, 10303 nucleotides. RefSeq names its product RCC1 and BTB domain containing protein claret (gene ca). Gene Ontology annotation, molecular function: protein binding. NCBI's taxonomy places the organism in Eukaryota, Metazoa, Arthropoda, Insecta, Hemiptera, Aleyrodidae. The record is from RefSeq and is a predicted model, not a curated record.